This is a messenger RNA of Coregonus clupeaformis (lake whitefish), 3067 nucleotides long. RefSeq names its product C3a anaphylatoxin chemotactic receptor-like. Gene Ontology annotation, molecular function: complement receptor activity; G protein-coupled receptor activity. Gene Ontology annotation, biological process: chemotaxis; phospholipase C-activating G protein-coupled receptor signaling pathway; complement receptor mediated signaling pathway. The transcript is spliced from 2 exons. Gene Ontology annotation, cellular component: plasma membrane. Lineage: Eukaryota; Metazoa; Chordata; Actinopteri; Salmoniformes; Salmonidae. The coding region runs from base 246 to 1289 and encodes 347 amino acids. The record is from RefSeq and is a predicted model, not a curated record.
UUGUAAAAACUCAAGCAUUGUUCUGUUCAAUCUACCUGUUUAAUUUGUGUCUCUGAUGAAUAAGAUGAGUAGGCUAUGAUCUUGUAUUGGACCAUGUUUGUGGUUAUUUAUGUAAAUAUUCAGAGUAAACCACAAAGAGAAGCUGCUACUUAAAAGGAAAUGACAAGCAGAAAGAGUAUUGCCACCUGCUAAACUCCAUUUAUGAUUCUGCAGCAGGCUGUUUCUGUUGUGUGAACAAGAGAGCCAUGGAAACAUUCACAUUAGACACAUUAUCAACGACUGACUAUUAUUAUGAUGAUAGCAUCCCCCUUCCAAAUCAUUCCUCAUUUGGCCAACCAUCGGAUCCGUCAGACAGUUCACAAGGGGGCUGGGUCAUUCUCCUUGUGGUCAAUGUGGUUAUCCUACUGCUUGGGGUUUUUGGGAAUGGGGUGGUCAUCUGGAUCGCUGGUCUCAAGAUGAAAAAGACUGUCAACACCACCUGGUACCUCAGCCUGGCCAUCUCCGACUUCAUAUUCUGUGCCUGUCUCCCCUUCAACAUAAUCUCCAUGGUAACAAAGGAGUGGAUCUUAGGGCUCUUCAUGUGCAAGUUCACCUCUUUUGUGAUGUUCCUCAACAUGUUCAGCAGCAUCUUCCUCCUGGUCGUCAUCAGUGUUGACCGUUAUGUACUUGUCGUAUUCCCAGUUUGGGCCCAGAACCAGCGAACUGUGAGGAGGGCCUCUGUAGUUGUGGUUCUUGCCUGGGCUAUCUCUGUUGUACUGAGCAUUCCCUCCACAGUGUUUCGUCAGGUAACCACAGAUGGCACAACAAAGUGCUUUAAUGAUUACCCAUACCGAAACCGUCACAUAAUUGUAGCUGUCAGUCGAUUUGUCAGUGGCUUUGUGCUCCCACUCUUCAUCAUCAUCUUCUGCUACUCUGUCAUCAUCCUGCGACUGAGGACCAACAGGAUGACCAGGUCCUCCAAACCCUUCAGAGUCCUGACUGCACUGAUAGCCAUGUUUUUCAUCAGCUGGCUUCCAUACCAUGUCUUCAUCAUUCUGGAAUCUGGAGCCAGCGAUCAAACUUCUCUAACUGUUAUUCAUGAAGGGCUAAAGAUAUCUGCGACUCUGGCUAGUGCAAACAGUUGCAUGAACCCAUUUCUGUAUUCAUUCAUGGGCAAAGACUUCAAGCAGAAAUGCUGGAACUCUUUCCUUUCUACGAUUGAAAAUGCUUUUGAUGAGGAGGAACGCUCUUCAAGGAGUAGAAGGACCUCUUUCUCCCAGGCUGAUUCAAAAGUUCAUACAAAUGUCUGAUUGCCCUAUAAUUACAGUAUUUGUUGAAAGGCAAACUUAUGCCCCUUAAGUAGAUUUUAUGUAUUGCCAAUACAAUAACCCAUUAAGGUCCAUGGUUGUGACAAUAUCAGGUUUGCUCUGUGUUAUCUUAGCCAAAUGUAAUGCAAACAAUGCACACUUUUUAACCAUGAGGAAAUAACACAUUUAAAUGUGUUUUCUGUAACACCCACACAAUUCUUGUAACAGUAUUGUUCAAAUGUAGUUUAACGUAAUUUUCAUCACCACUCAAGUAAUAUAAGCAACAAUAUUGUACUGUAUAUUAACAGUAAGUUAGCAGCAUGUGCAUUUCCUGCCAUGCAUCACCCAUCUUUUGGUUGACAGGUUUUUGUGUAAUCAGAUUUGUACUAUGAAAUGUAAUUCAGCCCACAGUUUCCAACACUCAUCUGUCAGGUCGUCUGCUGUGACACUGAAAGGUCAAGUGUAAUUACAUAUCCUAUAGAGGAGCUGAGAAUCUUAUUGACGAGCCCUGUGUUUAUACUUCACAAAACCGCUGUAUGUCAACUAUUUAUUUUGGAUGAGCGUGAAGCCAUUGGAACUUCAUACUGUACUAAUAUCCCUUACAAAUUGUGAAAUAGCUGUUUUCACAUGUUGAGCUGAAACUUUCUCAUGUGAAUCCAUAUGUUCACAUGAAUUACAUUUAGAGUUCACAAGUUAACACCACCUUUUCACAUGUGAGGAGAAUAACAUGUUUUCCCCUCACGUGAAUUGCAAGUUCACGUGAAAAAUGCAGUUUCACAUGUAAAAAACAUUCAUGUAAAAAUCUAACUUUCACAUAUGUAAUUGCAAGUUCACAUAUGGGGUGAAAUAGUGUUAUUCUCCUCCCAUGUUAAGAGGUGGUGUUAACAUGUUGCAGUAACAAUGUUUCCACAUGUGGAAUUGCAAAUUAUGUAAUGCCAUUCUGUAAAAAGGUAACUGAGUAUAAUAAUUCCAGUGUGUUAAAAAAUAAUUAUGGAGCCAUCGAUUUUUAUUGUAUUCCUCCGUGGUGUUGCAUUGAUAUACAUGUAUACUUAGCGCUACCACUAGGGGGAGGCAUUCGGAGUGUUACUGCUGCAGGCGCAUGCCUCGCUUCUUCAUACGUUGGUCUGUGAGCUAGCUAGCUCGCUGUUUCUCCUUUUUUUUAAUAUUCUGUUUUCCGGAUUGUAUUCAUGGUUACGUUUUCAAAAUCUAGAGAUAACAUUUUUAACUGAACUGUAAUUAGUUUUCUGGUCAUUUUGAUGUAUAUUUAAAUUGUUUUGACCAAGUGAAAAACAAGUAUGUUUUUUUACAUUAACAUGAGUAUAGACAAGCUAGCUAAGUAACUAGCUAGCUAUAUCACUUUUGUGUGCAAGUCAAUGAUAACAUGUUGGCAUCUGAUUAUUUUUGUUAUUUCUUUUAUACUUUUUGGGGCUUUUAAAUGGUAAAAAAAAUACAAACAAGGGCUCAUAUUGAGCGUAUUUCCAUGUGUACAUAUGAACCACGCUAAUUAUAUGUAUUUUAGAAUGCAUUUUUUUAUUAAAUCUAUAUCUAAUAGCCGCAUGCUAAUUUCUAACUGCUAGCUAGCUGCCAUUUCGUCCUAGCUAGCUAGUUUUAGCUUCUAUUAUAUUAAUGUAUUUGAAAUGUGUGAAUGUGUUUGCUAUUGGAAUGAAUGUAAACAGAUAAUUUUCUACAAAAAUAUGAUUUUGAAUUUGAACGGUCAAUAUUCUGAGAUUGAGUGAAAUGUGGAAUAAAUAUACAUUGGAAGAGAACCCUAGCGAAAAUAA